AUGGUCGCUGCCACUGAAUUUGCGUUGUUGUAUGGUUGCUCCAGCGUCUUCUGUUCAGCCAUUCAACUCUGUCAUCGGCUAUAUUAUCCAUGCGGCUGUCAUAUUACCUUUCGUCUGAUUUUGUCAUAUUUGGUUCAAACGGAAACUCACUUCGUCAUAAAGGUUUAUGAACUCGUAGGAUCGAGAUGGCAUGACCGAGGGACUGCCUUCUGCUUUGGCCACUUCUCUCAGGACGGCACCGAAGCACUUUUGACCGCCCGUUCCGAACGAAAUCUUCAGGAGGUCGUGCUUAGUACCACCAUUCGUUCAAACGAUGUAUAUCAACGGCAGCAAGAUACAUUGAUUGUUUGGACAGAACCAGAUGGGGUGGACUACGCACUCAGCUUUCAAGAGGCCGAGGGCUGCGCAGAGGUUUGGAACUUUAUCAGCGAGGUCCAGCGACACAUGAAUAUCGGGGGACCUUCAUCCCCUAUCCUUGGUCCAGAAAGCUCGGCGGCCACCUCGAACAUUAUUCGGUCGGGACACCUGCCCACGCCACAAAUGGGCAUAAUCGGUGAUAUUGAAGCGGCCAUUAAAGGUCUAGCCAGGACGCCAGUCGUCAAAGAGCGGUUAUGCGAGUAUAUCCAACACGAGGAUUACAUCAAACAAUUAAUUGAAGUCCUUCGCGUUGCCGAACGGGAAGAAAAUUUGGAGAACCUACACGCCCUUUUCAGCAUUAUGCAGACGAUACUAAUGCUCAAUGAUCAUGGUAUGUACGAGCACAUCUGCGAAGACAGCCUGUUCUUUGGAGUUGUCGGGAUGCUUGAAUAUGAUCCCGAGUUUCCUUCCCACAAGGCUAACUACCGCGAGUUUCUCACCGAUACCGCGCGUUUUCAUGAGCCCAUCACUUUUCAACCCUCCAUUCAACGCAAAAUUCAUCAUACCUACCGUCUCCAAUUUCUCAAAGACGUUGCUUUGGCGCGCGCUCUUGAUGACUCCACCUUCAACGUCCUCAAUUCCUGUAUCAUCUUCAACCAAAUCGAUAUUAUCAAUCAUAUACAACAGGACCUCAUCUUUCUGCGGGAGGUGGUUCGUCUCUAUGUGGAUGAAGAUAUGUUGAGUGGAGGCGGAAUCAGGAAAUCCCCCCCUCAGGUCCAGCAGCAGCAGUCGAACGGAGACAUCAAACCCUCCGUGACAGAGGCGAUGGGGAAGCCGCCUGGUACAGAUAUAACAAAUGGAAUACAUCCGACAACGCCGAUGCCUCCAGCAACUGACCCUGACGAUCAGGGUUUCGUGUUGCGUCGGGAAGUGAUUUUUUUGGUCCAGCAGUUAUGUGUCAUGGGCAAAAAUGUUCAGCUACCUGCCCGAAUGGCUCUGUUUAGGUCACUUGUUGAUCGAGGGAUUCUGUUUGCUGUUCAAUGGGCACUGGGUUUGCCUGAGAACAAGGACGUGUCAAAACCUGUUAUUAGUGCUGGUGGAGAGAUUCUUGCCGCGUUGUUGGAUCACGAUAUUAAUGGAGUUCGGGGGCAUGUGCUCAAGCAGGUGGUGGCCAUUGAGAAGGAGCGUGAGGCAGGGAAGAAAGGUUCCGACAAGGCAGAGACAAUCCUCGAGAUGGCAUGCAGGUUAAUGGCGCAUAGCAAAGAUAUUGCCGUUCAAAGUCAGAUAGGGGAUGCUUUAAAGGUGUGGUUAGAUCUUCCGCUUGAUAUGGGGACUACUGGGGGUAACUCGGAAGCCCAUAUGCCAACACGAAAAGAUGACCCAGGUACCGAACGCUUUAUGGACUACUUCUACAAAGAUUGUGUGAUAACAUUGUUCACACCAUUCAAUGACCUUCCGGAAUGGCGAAACACCACGGGUAUGUCGUUUUCCGGACUGUCAUCGACAUCGCUUUCUAACCUUGAGACAACAGAGCCUGUCUUGCACCUCACUCGGGAACAAGCCAACGAAUUCGUGUAUUUAUGUGAUCUGUUGUACAAUUUCGUCCUCCAGCAUCAUUUUCGAAGUCAUUUCUUCUUGAUGUCAACCAAUAUUAUGGUCCGGGUACCAUCAUUGUUCAAGGCACGGGAUAAGCACCUGCGGCACGCUGCUUUCCGAUUCUUCCGGCUGUUGCUGAAACAGAACAAUUCGAAUAUCCACGGACAGGUUAUGAAGUUUGACAUCUUCAAGCCCAUCUUGGAUCUGACACUGCGGGAAUCACGCAGGGACAAUCUUCUAAGUUGUUCAUGUCAAGAAUACUUUGAACACAUGCGGAGGGAGAACAUGAAAGACCUCAUCAAAUUCUGCAUGACCAAACAUGAAGCCGAGAUUAGGGCUUUGUGUGACACACCUCUUGGUGCUCAAAGAUUUCAACUCUUCAUCCGGAGAUGGGAGAUCAAUAAUGAACCGAUUCCAACUGAAAGCAAACCUGACAAGCUCGAUCACCGUGGUUGGCCCAUUCAGGCCCGUACGCUUGAAGCCGAGGAAGAGGAUUACUUCAAUGCAGACGACGACGAGGACGAUUACAUUCCCUCCAUUAGUCAUUCGUGGCACCGUGGCAACAACAUCUCUACGUCACCCGUGAACACGCUAAAACGCAAGCGGAGAAUGGCGAUACGUGGAUCAUCAAGAGGAUUUUUCUCAUCGCAACACUCUCCCAUACAACAUUCUCCCAUACCCACUCAUCCCCCUACCAUGCGUACGCUUUUAACGCCGCUGGUAGAUUAUGAUGAAGAAGACUCGGACGACCAAGAAGAGCUAAUAGGGCCAAAGCCAUUAAAAGACAAUCUCCUGGAGUCCCUUGUAAAGACAAAACUGCCGCCUCGUCCACAGUCCCCUGCUCCUGGAAUGAUGUCUUCAAUGACUGGCAUCGGUCCCGUGCGGCUUAGCGAGAAGCGUCGACGGCCAGAUGAUGAAGACGAUGAACUAAUGGAACGUCUGACGAAGAUCAAGAAGCAAGAUCAUGGUGCACAAAAGGAGGGAGCAGGCGGGCCGAUAGGUCCUCGAGCAAAACCCGGGGAUGAUCCGCCUCCGAAAAAAUUUAAACUGAAAUUUGGAGCUGGGAGUGUUGCAGUGGCCUCCUUACCCCCGAAUUCGGCCCCUUCAGAAACUGGCGCCAAGGACGGGGAUACAGGAUAA
Molecule: messenger RNA, 3093 nt
Organism: Guyanagaster necrorhizus
Lineage: Eukaryota; Fungi; Basidiomycota; Agaricomycetes; Agaricales; Physalacriaceae
Product: DUF625-domain-containing protein
Exons: 10
Coding region: 1-3093 (1030 amino acids)
Biological process (GO): DNA damage response; protein dephosphorylation
Cellular component (GO): protein phosphatase 4 complex; nucleoplasm
Molecular function (GO): protein phosphatase activator activity
Source: RefSeq, a predicted model, not a curated record